AUGUUCACUGAGGACCAACUGGAAGCCUUGGAAUUCUUGUUCAGUCAGAACCCGUACCCCCCUCCCAACCUUCAAAAGGAGAUGGCCUCGAAACUGGACAUGCAUCCAACAGUGCUGCAGGUCUGGUUCAAGAACCACAGAGCAAAACUCAAGAAAGCCCAGUGCAGGCAUAUGCAGCAAAAACAAGAACCAGAGCAAUUCGCUGGGGUGGACCUCAAGACCAGUUCUUCCCAGAGAAAUAUGGAGGCACUUCCAGGAUCCUCUAACGGCACCUACCCUACCUCCCUGGUUUACACAGAACAUCCAAUACCUUCCUUCCAACUCCGCAUAUGCCCCAAUUUGAAGGCUCUCCCUGGCCAUUCUGUUGGCCACACAAUAGUCCACUUUGGCUGCUGCCAAGAUCCUAACAUCUACUCCCUUUGUCCCAUUUAG
Messenger RNA from Hyaena hyaena (striped hyena), 432 nucleotides. RefSeq names its product divergent-paired related homeobox (gene DPRX). Gene Ontology annotation, molecular function: RNA polymerase II cis-regulatory region sequence-specific DNA binding; DNA-binding transcription factor activity, RNA polymerase II-specific. Bases 1 to 432 code for a protein of 143 amino acids. NCBI's taxonomy places the organism in Eukaryota, Metazoa, Chordata, Mammalia, Carnivora, Hyaenidae. Gene Ontology annotation, cellular component: nucleus. The transcript is spliced from 2 exons. Gene Ontology annotation, biological process: regulation of transcription by RNA polymerase II. The record is from RefSeq and is a predicted model, not a curated record.